AUGUCUGACGCAGUGAUGGCCGCGGCCACUUCACUACGUGCCAAACAAAAGCCUCUCAAAGACAAAUACCGCUCUGACCCAUCCUCCGCCCUUGUCACCCUUUCCUCCUCCGGAAGCCUUGAUCCUACCUCGACAAGUCUGACAUGUUCUCUUUCCGCUGGCACUGCGGCUCGUAAAGUGGCUGGCCUUCAUAAAGCUGCGGGAGGAGAGGGUUUUGACGCGUCAGGUGAGCUGUGCUCUGGAGAUAUGUUGCUUGAAUCAUUGGUGGCCUGCUUUGGCGUCACGGUGCGGGCGGUGGCCACGAGUCUGGGCAUUCCAAUCAACAAUGGAACCAUCAUUGCAGAGGGCGAUCUCGACUUCAGAGGUACAAUGGGGAUCAAAGAUCCAGACGGGAAUGCUGUUUCCGUGGGAUUUACCAAAAUCAGGCUCAUUGUACAGCUAGACGUGGAUGAGGAGUAUAAGUCAAAGGUGAACAAAUUGAUUGAGCUGAGUGAAAGAUACUGUGUCGUUUUGCAAACAGUUAAAGGAGGAGUGGACGUGGAGACCAAGUUGGGCCAUGGUGACAAGAUUGUAAAUAGCGCACAGGGAGAGGGUACGGUGGAUACUUCGCCCAACAAAAAUGUCCUGGAGGUGAAUUGA
Molecule: messenger RNA, 639 nt
Organism: Rhinocladiella mackenziei CBS 650.93
Lineage: Eukaryota; Fungi; Ascomycota; Eurotiomycetes; Chaetothyriales; Herpotrichiellaceae
Exons: 1
Coding region: 1-639 (212 amino acids)
Source: RefSeq, a predicted model, not a curated record